This is a messenger RNA of Hordeum vulgare subsp. vulgare (domesticated barley), 351 nucleotides long. RefSeq lists its product as uncharacterized. The record is from RefSeq and is a predicted model, not a curated record. The transcript has a single exon. The coding region runs from base 1 to 351 and encodes 116 amino acids. NCBI's taxonomy places the organism in Eukaryota, Viridiplantae, Streptophyta, Magnoliopsida, Poales, Poaceae.
AUGGCCGCCGCCGACUACGACCGCGCGUACCGCCCCUACGCGCCCUCCUCCGCCGGCGACUACGACCGCCCCUACCGCAACGAGAUCGUGCCCUACGGCGACCGCCGCAUCGACCUCGUCGUCAAGCCGCCGCCGCCCACCAGGUCCCCGCCGCCGCCGUUGCCGGUCACCAAGAGCGGAGGCGGGGGCGGGAUAGGCUCCGCCUGGUGCUUCAGCGACCCGGAGGUGAAGAGGCGGCGUCGGGUGGCGAGCUACAAGGCAUACUCGGUGGAGGGAAAAGUCAAGGCCUCGUUUCGCCGGGGAUUCCGCUGGAUCAAGGACAAGUGCACCGGCUUCAUCCAUGGCUGGUAA